This is a messenger RNA of Haemonchus placei, 456 nucleotides long. The record is from the annotation of a GenBank genome assembly. NCBI's taxonomy places the organism in Eukaryota, Metazoa, Nematoda, Chromadorea, Rhabditida, Trichostrongylidae.
GUCCGCAACCAUAUCACCAAUACAUAUGGCACUGUUCCGGAUACGGCACGCUACUAUAAAGCCCACAAAAAGCAGUGGGUGGUUAUCGGAGAUGAGAACUAUGGCGAAGGAUCCAGUCGUGAACAUGCCGCUCUUGAACCACGACAUCUCGGGGGACGAGCCAUCAUCACCAAAUCUUUCGCCAGAAUUCACGAGACAAACCUGAAAAAGCAAGGAAUGCUUCCAUUGACAUUCACUAAUCCUGACGAUUACGACAAGAUCGAUUCUGGCGAUCAAGUAUCAAUAGUUGGCUUGAAACAGUUCGCUCCAGGCAAGCCGCUGAAAGCAGUGAUCAAAAAGCCCGACGGUUCCAAGAUCGAACUUUCACUCAAUCACACUUUCAACGAAUAUCAGAUCGAAUGGUUUAAAGCUGGGUCAGCACUGAACAAGACGAAGCAGACCCUUACUUCGAAGUAA